AUUAAUGAAGGUUCCCGUCUUGCUGCUCUGUUCAAAAGCUCUUUCUUCUUCCCUUGUCACUCAAUUAGCAUCCUACCAUCCCAUUUGCACUAAUUCCAUCUCUUAAGCUUAUUUACACGGUGCGACAACCCUAGUCUAUACUUGCACUUACACGUCGACGUCACCAACGAGGCCAGGUGCAUGCAAGUCACUCCGCGCUAUGGACGACCUCCCUGGCCAAUAUCCAAUUACCCCAGGCGUUGCAACCCCCGACGAAGUCAACAUGCACAAAGACCAGCGUAACAAGCUGCACAAGCCGCAAGACCCGCCGCAAGACCAGCGCGGCCACGGGUACUCCGACUCUGGCGUAGGCCUGACUGAGCGCGACCGCGUUGGCCCCUUCAUUGGGGACGAGUCCCAACGGCGCGGCGACUACUCGGAAGCCGUCGGCGGCGGUCUCUACGCUCGGGAGAAAAACCCUCUCGACAGCCAUGACUCGACGGCUGCGCAGCCAGCACUUUCCCACGACGCGACUCGCGAGUCUCUCAAUGGUGCCGCCUACGCUCCCGAGACCGUCGGCGCCCUCUUUUCACGAGAGAAAGCUCCUGCCCCUUUCGAGACAGAGGCCCAAAAGCUCACACCGCGCGCAUUUUCCCAGGACACUCCGCGCGAAAACGGUAGCGCGUUCACUGCCGAUAACACCGCCAUUGGCCAGCAGCGCACUAGUACCGCUGCAGACGACAACGUCGAGCCGAGAGCUCAGCCCCGUGCUUCUGGCAGUAACACCCCCCCUUACUGGGGCAGCUUGCCCAAGGCCGCGAGCGGAGGAAUCUACAACACGGUCACGGGCCAUGGUAGCCCGGGAGACGACCAUGACCAGCACCACGGCUUGCCAGCACGUCCAACAGAACCCGAGACGUCCCACGUUGCUGGCAAUGCGGCUGACUACCCGCAGACCGGUGUGCAUAACGGUGUCAUCGGUCACGGAAGCCAAGAUGAGGAGAGCAUGCGGCACGCCCAACACUCUUCUGGCCGCGCGUUUGCUGCCCCAUUGCCAGGCGUCCCUGAGCAUCAGUCGACGUCUCCUAAAAAUGAUGUUCUGGUGAAUGACUUCGGCUCGGACAUCGCUAGUCCCAAGGCAUCUUCCCCUCCACAAAUUGGCACCCUCAUUUCUGGUGCUGCACUAUCAGGUGUCCCUGCCAACAAUGACUCGACUGCCCCUCGAGCAUUCCCUCUAACCGACAAAGAGCACACCGACAAGACCUUGACGUCUGAGAGAUCUGACUCGCACACCAAGGAGGCUCUUCUCGCGGGUGUUGCUGGUGCUGGAACUGGAAUUGCUGCAUCCGAACUGGCAGACAAGCAUAAGCACAGGCACAGAAAUGAUGAAGACAGCACCAUCGCGAACCGCGGUGUCAGCCAGGACGCUGCUGCUUCAAAGGACAAGCACAGCCCGCUAGGUGCUAUCGCUGGUGUGCUCCCUCAUCGCCAGAAGCAGGAGAAGGAACCCAAGGAGGCGUCUCCUGUGAAGAAGAAGAAGAGCCGCGAGGACAACCCACCCCAGGUCCAGGGAGAGAAGAGGCACCACAGAAUCCUCGGGAUUUUCCAUCGCCACAAGGAUGACAAGGAUAGCGACGAAACUUUGGCAUCCGAGCCCCAGAAUGACGCUGCUGGGCCCCAGUCUAGGCACGAGAAGGAAAAGAUCGCGGCCGGAGCAGCUGCAGGUGCCACUGGCGCAAGCGUACUGCGCAAACACAGCAAAGACGACAAGGAGUCUAACAAAAGCCCGCAGUCCGGGUCGUCACCAAGGGGUAACGACGUGUACGAGAAUUACCGCCUCCAGCAGGCUGCUAUAGGCGAUGAGGACAACUCGAUCACAAUGCCCUAUGACGCCAAGAUGAAAAGCAGCACUGGCGCCGUAGACCCAGUGGCUGUUCCUUCCAGGGACAAGCAUGAUGGCAUGGAAGAAAACUCCAGACGCCAACAAGUCGCUCUUGGCGAGGAAGACAGGUCCAUCACGAAGCCCUAUGACGCCAAGAUGAAAAGCAGCACUGGCGCUGUAGACCCAGUGGCCGUUCCUUUCAGGAACAUUCAUGAUGGCAUGGAAGAGAACUACAGAGGCCAACCAGCCGCUCUUGGCGAGGAAGACAGGUCCAUCACGAAGCCCUAUGACGCCAAGAUGAAAAGCAGCACUGGCGCUGUAGACCCAGUGGCCGUUCCUUUCAGGAACAAGCAUGAUGGCAUGGAAGAGAACUACAGAGGCCAAGCAACCGCUCUUGGCGAGGAAGACAGAUCCAUCACGAAGCCCUAUGACGCCAAGAUGAGAAGCAGUGUCGGUGCAGCAGACCCGAUCGCUGCUCCCAUCGCUGAGAGGCACGUUCAGCACACAGGAUCUCUCCCAUCGCCAGACACAUACUCAACCGGGAGCCCGGCCCAUGCUCCGGCUACAACCCGUCAAGCAGAGACCUCUCGGGAGUCCCAAGACAACGAAAGUUCUCGGGCCAAACCUCUCCUGGCGGCUGGAGCGGGCGCAGCAGCGGCUGGCGCCUACAUGCACUCGCGCAGAGAGGGGUCGCCCAAGGCCAAGGGAGAACACGAGCAGCAACCUUCAGCCCCAUUCCGCUCCACCGGCCAGUCACAGUCCGGAAACGCUAGCAACGAAUCCGGCUCGUACAACACGCUUGCCACAGGCACACCAUCCGGCUUGAAGACCGAUUCGAGCAACACGGCUGUAUUGGAGACCCGGGACGGCGCGACAAACGAACCUGGCAACUACAAGGCCUUGGCCUCUGGGACAUCGUCUGGCGUGAAGACUGGCUCGUCGGCUCUUGGAUCUGCAGCCGACAAGGAUAGGGCUGCUUCAGAUUCCGGACCAGUCCAGGACAAGACCGGACGCUCUACCGGUCCCUACAACGUGCUUCCCUCUGGAACCCCUUCUGGCGUCAAGGUCCAGCCAAGCCAACGCCGCCGCAGCGAGGACACAUACGCGCAAAGACAGGACGAGUCCAACACUCAGGCAACCGGCACAAAGUCCGGCACCGAUCACGGAUUCGGAAGCAACAGAGUCGCCCAAAAUGCUCCACACAUUGCUGCCAUUCCGUACACAUCGCCCCGCACUGAGAGCACUCCAGAGGAGCCUUUGCUCGACACGUCCCACAUGGGAGCGCGAAAUGAUGUCGCGAUUCGUUCUCGUGAGCACUCUUCCAGUCAGAUGAGCCCUGAGGUGAUGCCGGUCGCAUACACUGCUACUACCCCUCGCUCGACGCCCGCGCCUGGAACAUCCCAGGAUACGGCAGUCCCGGUAACGCGCUCAUCACCCUCACCUACCACGAGCGAAAAGGACAGUGCGACCCCUGUUCCUCCGAAGCAUGGGGCUCAAGGUUUCUCUGAAAGAUAUCAGACGGCGCGAUCCAGUGGACAGGGCAUGGCCCCGGCACUGGCUGCGGCGACGGGGGCAUGGGCAACAUCGGCCGGCGCCAGCUCCGGCGCUGCCCCUCAUGAUACUGCCAGCAGCGACGGUGCACCAAAGGUGGUGCACAAGUGCCACAACUGCGGCGUGGACAAUGACAUCAGCUCGUACUUCAACAAGGACGCUCAGCCGAAGCCGAGCGGCACUGGCUUCUGGUAAAGGGUGGAGUCGCACAUGACUUUAUGAUGUUUGGCUUCGAGGAUGGAGCAGGAAAAUUAGUCUGUAUGAUCCGUAACGAGUAGUUUCUUUUCUCCAAAGCAUGGCAACAAUUGUCGACGGUACACUGUUGUUAGGGGGUCUCGUUAGUUAGGUUUGUGAAUACAGAGUAGCACUAAUCGACA
Messenger RNA from Lasiosphaeria miniovina, 3789 nucleotides. RefSeq lists its product as uncharacterized. The transcript has a single exon. The record is from RefSeq and is a predicted model, not a curated record. Lineage: Eukaryota; Fungi; Ascomycota; Sordariomycetes; Sordariales; Lasiosphaeriaceae. The coding region runs from base 200 to 3607 and encodes 1135 amino acids.